AUGAUCAGUAGGUCUACUGUGUAUUCCCAUUGCACAAACAAGUGUCUAAUGCAUGGCACAUUAAUCAGUUGAAAACCAGGUGAGCUAAACAGAAGGCUUGGUGUCACUCUUGCAAGUGAAUUUUAAUCUUUUGCGUUCCAGGGUACAGGCUUUGGAGAGAAUUGUCACUAGAUCUAUUUAUAGCUCCAAGAAUCUUUUACUUUAAUUUUUUACCUUUAUUUCCUAGAACAUGGUGAUGAGUUUCAGAGUCUCAGAUCUUCAGAUGUUACUGGGCUUUGUUGGCCGGAGUAAGAGUGGACUUAAACACGAGCUGGUCACUAGAGCGUUGCAGCUGGUCCAGUUUGAUUGUAGCCCUGAAGUUUUCAAGAAAAUUAAAGAGCUCUAUGAGACUCGCUAUGCCAAGAAGAACUCUGAACCGGGGCAGCCACAGCAGCACCGACCUCCAGAGGCACUCUCCAUACAUUCUUCCUAUGACCGUGGGAGCACUGUUGCUAGGACUUCUCUUUCCACGCCUAACAUUGACUAUCCUGCACUCUAUGGGAAAUACCUUAACGGACUGGGGAGGUUACCACCCAAAGUUGUAAAGCCUGAAGUUCGGCUGGUGAAACUUCCCUUCUAUACCACCUUGGAUGAACUGCUGAAGCCAACAGAGCUAGUCCCACAGAAUAACGAGAAACUUCAGGAGAGUCCAUGCAUUUUUGCACUGACGCCAAGACAAGUGGAGCUGAUCAGAAAUUCCAGGGAGUUGCAAGCUGGUGUGAAAUCUGUUCAGGUUGUGCUAAGAAUCUGCUACACGGACACUAGUUCCCCACAGGAGGAUCAGUACCCUCCAAACAUCGCAGUAAAAGUGAAUCAUAGUUACUGCUCAGUGCCGGGCUACUAUCCAUCUAACAAGCCUGGAGUGGAACCUAAAAGACCCUGUCGUCCCAUUAACCUCACGCAUCUCAUGUACCUGUCUGCAGCGACCAAUCGAAUCACGGUUACGUGGGGGAAUUAUGGAAAGAGUUAUUCAGUGGGCCUAUACUUAGUGCGGCAAAUGACCUCAGCAGAAUUGCUACAGAGGUUGAAAACCAUUGGAAUCAAACAUCCAGAGCUCUGCAAGGCACUCGUAAAAGAGAAAUUGCGUUUGGAUCCAGACAGUGAAAUUGCUACUACAGGUGUUCGAGUCUCUCUCAUCUGCCCGCUGGUGAAGAUGCGUCUGUCUGUCCCAUGCCGGGCUGAGACCUGUGCACAUCUACAGUGCUUCGAUGCAGUCUUCUACCUCCAGAUGAAUGAGAAGAAGCCCACUUGGAUGUGUCCUGUGUGUGACAAACCAGCACCCUAUGAUCAGCUAAUAAUUGAUGGGCUGCUAUCAAAAAUAUUGACGGAAUGCGAGGAUGCAGAUGAAAUAGAAUACCUGGUGGAUGGAUCCUGGUGUCCAAUCAAAGCUGAGAAAGAGAGAAGCUGCAGCCCUCAGUGUCCAAUAUUGGUACUAGGUUCUUCCGAUGUGAACGGGCUGUUGCCCACUCCCAAUGGUAAUGGAGAGAACGGCAAGGUCACCGCCGACGUUGUGGAUUUAACACUGGACAGUUCAUCAUCUGAGGAAGAGGAGGAGGAAGACGAGGAAGACGACGACGAUGAUGAUGGACCCCAACCGAAACGACGCUGCUCUUACGAGAAAGGUUUAGUUUCUGCCUGCUGACUGCGGAAGUAGCUCUGAAUCUCAGAAUGGACAGACUUGAAUACUCUGGUGCUUACUAAACUGGAGAGGAGGGGAAUUUCUCCUUCGCCUCACUUCCCUUCCUCCCUGGUCUCCUUUUGACGUUCCUAUUCCAAGUUAACCAUUAAAACGAAAAAUAAAACCAUUGAGCUGCUUCUUGGUUGGAAAACUACCCCACUAAACAGCCUGACCCGAGCUCUGCCAGCUCAACCUGACCCGGAGUCCGAAGUAAGGAAAGUGUCUUAAGCCAGGCAGCCAGGAUCCAGAGCUAACUGACCUCGGGUGCCAUUCAACAUUACAGUGUGAAUCGCUGGAGUUCCCCUGAAAACCUACAGGAUGGCUAACUCCAGUGCAUCUCCAAAGCUGUGUGCAUUUUUAUUGUCUUGUUAAAUAACCAUUCCUGAUUAUCUAAAGUUUUGCUGGACAUGUGAAUGGGCGGGUUAGGGUGGGAAAGAGAGGGACUUGGGGUGGGGGG
Messenger RNA from Terrapene triunguis (Three-toed box turtle), 2174 nucleotides. It is a transcript of the gene PIAS4, whose product is annotated as protein inhibitor of activated STAT 4. The record is from RefSeq and is a predicted model, not a curated record. NCBI's taxonomy places the organism in Eukaryota, Metazoa, Chordata, Testudines, Emydidae. Gene Ontology annotation, molecular function: SUMO ligase activity; zinc ion binding; transcription coregulator activity. Gene Ontology annotation, biological process: regulation of transcription by RNA polymerase II; protein sumoylation. The transcript is spliced from 10 exons. The coding region runs from base 230 to 1681 and encodes 483 amino acids.